UGCGAAGUGAUGAGCUAUUGAAAGCGAGCGUACCGGGUGAUUGCAAGUAUAAUUGAGCGAGUGAGAGACUUUGAGUUUUGUAACCAAUUCCAUCUGCGAGUGUAAAAGAGAAGGACAAGUGUGUGAACCAGACCAGCCAUCUUGGAAAAGUUGAAAUUUGAUAUUCUGUGCUUGAAAUAGGCAUCAAUUUUUGCAUUGAUUUGUGAUUCUACGUCGUUGAAAACGCGAACCCGUUGUGAUUUGGAAGUAAUAUAAGGUCCUAAGUUAAGUUUUCAAGCUGUGCCGUAUCCGUUCGCGUGUGUAAGAGCUCAUUUCGAAACGCAGUUAGAGGAAGAAAAAAACCAGUUCAAGAGUCCACCAUCUUUGAAACCCGAGACAAAGUGAAUCGAAUAGCAAUUUUUUUGCUUGCGGUUUGACGUGGAAAGUGCAAAUUUGGAACGAAAAUCUGUUCAACGAUUAUCGGUGCAAACGUUCGAGUCAACACUACACGGCAGUCCUUAAAAGUAGUGAAAACUUGAACCAUUUAAGUGCGCAUUGUGAUUUCUUCGUACGCGGUCGUUGCGUUGAAGGGUACAUAUAUCGUCAUCAUCAAAAGUGAAAAUUGAAAAUAUUUGGUAGAAGCGAGUGUCGCUUAUUUGGUGAACCAAGUCGUUCACAGUUUGAUGUUGAAAAGUCUCGAAAUCGCGUAUUGCACACUGCGAGGUUUAGUGAUCGUUCGUACAAACCGAACCCUAGGAAAAUGAGAAUAGAAGUCCAUUCGGCUGCGGAUUUUUUAAUGAAUUUGCUGAGGGUAAAAAAAGCAAAUCAACUAUCCGAGAGCCAGCUGCAGCAUUUCAAGGGAUCGUUGGAGCAGAUUCUAACCCGUCACUUUCAACGUCACUGGUACCCUGAUGUUCCGACCAAGGGUUCGGGAUUCCGGUGUUUGCGAAUCAACGGCAAGAUGGAUCCAAUCAUCGAGAAGGCGGGUGUUGCGGUGGGAUUGAAUGCGGUGAUCCUGCGGAAGAUGCUCCCAAUGGAGUUGACGAUCUGGAUCGAUCCGGAGGAGGUGUCGUACCGUAUUGGCGAAAACGGUACCAUCUGUGUGCUGUACGAUCAGCACAAAAGCCGUGCCAGUCCAUCGUCGGAUCUCGAUUCGACGGGUAGCAGUAGCUGUGAUGAAUUCAUUAUGGAACGAGUUGGCCGACUGGAUCUGUCCAAUUCGUCCGAUAGCGGUAAUAGUGGUAUGGUAGAUUACGUGGAUACCAAUCCAUCUAAUCCACUUGUGACGCAGAGUAAGCACAACAAGUACAACAAUCAUCAUAAUAAUCAUCAUCACGCUAAGCGUCAGAACAACAGCAUUAGCUCGUCGUCUAGUGGACAGACUAGUCCACCACUUAGUCCACCGUUUAACGGUUAUAACAACUUCAACAACACUAGAUAUCAACAUAACAACCAACAUAACAACUAUUACUCGCCAUCUCUGCACCAGCAGCAGCAAUACUUCCCCUGGGACAACCAGUUUGUCAACAACAAAGUGCGUACUCAGUGUUAAACUACUGAAACCAGUCGUUCCCGUUCGGCUUUCCGUGCUCCCCGUUUCUUUCCUAAAAAGCAAAACAGUCCUUAAAAAAUGGUUAAAUUAACCACCAAAAAUUAUUCAUAUCAAACCAUUGUACCAUCUGCUGAGGUAAGGUUUCCCAAGUCGUUAGCAGAUCGCAUUAGUACUAGUGAGGGGAGCGCGGGUUGCCACGAACGUUUUCAACAAUUCAUCUAUUCAACAAAGUAAAAGAAGAAGAAAAAAAACGGCAGCAACACUUCGAGAGGACCCAUCAUCAUAAUCGAAGUACGUCGACGGACGACGUCACGAGCGGCGAGGGUGGAUGAACGCGCGAGAGAACGAGAGAAAUGACGCAGUAAGGACAGCUCCUGAAUGUAUCCAGGUUCAGACCAACUGAACCCAAACCCAUCCGUUUAUCUAGUAAGUGUAAGGCUCGAAAGGGACGCAUUUUAACAUUUGUAACAUCUCCCACAUUUUGCAUGCAAAUGAGAGCUAGCUAGCAAGUAUAGAGCAAUCGAGUCGAAGCAAAAGACGAGAGAGUGUUGCUAAAUUUUUCAACCUUCAAAACCACACACUUAAAUUAUAAGAAAAAGGUAAAAACAAGAAAAAACCUAAACAUAUAUUUGGACAACCACAACGGAUAAACCAAUGCAUACGAAUCACAUGAAAAUGAACAAUGGCAAAACGAAAAAAUGGAAAACUGAAACAGGAAUCUAUAUCUUUAUAAUUAUGAUAGAAUUAUAGCUUUAAACAGCUCUGCAAGUUAUUGUUUUGUGCGGGAGGGACGACGUCAUUCGAUUGGAAAAAACGAACGGACGAACGAACGAAGGGAAGAAAGAUGUUUCCCGAAGAAGUUAGAGAAUCGAGUGCUAGACUAAAAACAAAACCCUUUUUUUAAGCAGGAACACGCAUCAUUAUCGUCAUCGUCACAUCAUUAUGGUAUUAUAUUGUUAAAAAACAAUUGUCAAUCGAGGUCGAUCGGAGCUAAUGAGGAGGCAAACAUCAGAACCGUGUAGCAUUUGACGUGUGUGUUUAAGAGUGCGUUCAAGGAAGACAUUUCGUCAGUGCUGUAGGUGAUUAGAAAAAAAAUGCCUCCUUUGUUGUUUCUGUGAGCCAAAAGCGCGUGGACAAGUCAUAGAUAGCGUUAGGGUAAAUUCCCCCCUGGUUGCCAAAUAGUAAGAAAACAAUACAACAAGUGAGAUGAAAAGAGAAAACAUCUAAAAUAUGGUGAGUGGUGUUUUUUUGGUGGCAUUGAGCUUGUCCGAUUAACUAUGAUAUCGAGAGCUGUAGCAGUCUAGAAGUCUAAUAAUUUGCAUAGAAUUCGCGUGGAACGAAAACAGCGCGGAAGCAUUCUUUAAAUGAUCGCAGAUUGAAAAACUCGCGAAAAAAGGGGAGGGGGAGACAGAACAAAUGAACUAAAUUCUUUCUAUCUUAAAAUUUAGCCGAUAUUCGACAGUGCAAAGUUUUCCCUUUAUUACUACUUUUCAACAAAAAAAGCCUACUUUUCCUUUCCAAAAUUCGGAGAAAACGUUUCCCUUUUCCAAUGAAUGGUAACAUUCGCAAAGAAGAACCUUGGAUCACCUGUUGUUCCUAUUUUUAGAGUUUUUUCUGUCUCCUGCUCCUUUUGCCUUUGGCGAACGACACUGGAAAACAAAAUCGUCGUUAACAAAGGAUGCACAGAUGCAAAGAAAGGGCCGAACGACGAUGAAGAACUACUGCUGCAGCAACUGCAGCAGCUUUCGUCACGGCGAAAGGCUCGUACAUAGGUUGAAUAGGGACACGCAGCAGCAAGGAAAAGGUCAAUCGCGAACACUCGGUGUAGGGCAGAGCAGUAAAAGCAGGAAAAGUGGGAUAGAAAGCAACCUUCCGAUGGAGUAGAGAGAUGUGUGUUUCGAAACCUGGGUGGCUAGUCUGGCAAUAAAAAAAAGAGGACACACGUAGUGCUGCUACUAGAUGUGUGGUAGUGUGGAGAGCGGGGUCAACGACGAUAAUGAUCAACGAAACUAUCGAAAAUAUUGGCAGCCAGCACAAUCAAGCAGCAGCUAUGAACAACCAAGAGUACGAAGGCAGACACGCUCGGGAGACGGACGACCAUCAAUCCAUCAGCAGCAGCGUAACAAAAAAGAAACUAGUUUUCUUCGUUUCGCGCUGGUGUUGGUGAGGUCUCGUUGAUGGUGUCGUGUAGUCGUGCUGUGUGUCUGCAUUCAGUACGAGUGAGCAGCUGCUCGUGCAUUGGUGUUUACGUCCAUCUUGAACCGAUGUACGCUGUCUGUACGUGAGCAGAAUAAAAUCCAACCGAACAUUUGUUUUUGUUCGUCGUCUUCUUUCGAUGUUCGGUGUUUUCUUGCUGGUAGUUUUGCUUCAUUGGUUUUUUUCUACCCCCUUAUUGUUUCUUCAUCCUUAAGCUGGCUGGUGUCUACCGAAACGGGUUUUUCUCGAUUCGGUUGUUUCGUAGACCAGCUUUGCUUGCCUACUACGGUUGGUGCCUACGUGACCGCGUACGCAUUUGUGUAGGUGUUUCAAUAGUUACUCAAGCAGUCAACAGACAUGAAAAAUGGUCUAAUGGCUACUCUAAUCCGCCUACAUUCAGCGUACGGUCGGUUUUUACGAUUGUUUUUCCAUCCAACAUUUGCGUAGAAACUGAACCCCGUGACGCACAAUACACCAACAACAGCAGCGUUCGGGGUCGUCGUCGUAAAGCGAAAUUUGCAACACACCGAAGUUGGUAACCGUCAGUCAGUAGCCAAGUGGGUUGUUGUAUAAGCCAGACGAACCAACGAAAAACAGCAAAACGGCAACGUUGCAAAUAAUGACUGGUUAGCGUUUCCUAUGUUCAGUAGACAACUUCACGAAUCGGCUGCUACCAUGCUCUGUAAGCCUCGUCAUCUGGCUCACGGUUAGAUGAUAAACGAUUCGCGAGCAUGAGUCAUUUGCCGAAAACUUAAAAAAAAAACAAAAGAACACCAGACAGCCCCCUGCAUCGAAAAACGUCAGAUGAAAAAAAUGGUUGCGGAACAUUCAUAUCUCUCAGCAGGCUUUGCUUUUCAGAACCAUUCUCUACCGAGGGACUGCCCUUUUCCCGAGAAAAACAAAAACUUAACGAAGACAAAACAUCCCGUUUAGUCGAAAUUCAGUAAAUAGAAAACCAACUUCAAUCGAUCGGAUUGAGGCAGUUAGGAAUCAUAUAAACAAAACACAAAGACCCACCGUCCAAAAGAAAAACUAUACAUUUGUGUAUAGACUUGCACAGUUUAGGAAAAACCGAACGCAAAGAAGAAGAAGAAGAACCAAGAAAGCUAGGAACCUAACGUGCGGCGUGGAACAAACAAUAUACAUUAUAUGUAUACUCGAUAGUUUUUUUUUCCGUGUUCGUUUCGAAUUUUAAGGAAAACAACACAUCAAGAAUCGUUGAUAAUCUCCCCUUUUACUAGUACAGAAACCAAUCAACAACAACCAACAACUGAGGAAGAAGAGUAAGGAUUAGGUUCAACUUCCCGAAAUUAUUUUUCCGUGUAUGUGUGUGUGCUUGAAUGAAACCAAUAGCUUUUGUCGCGACAACUUUGUUUGUGUGAGUGUGUUAGAAAGUGGGCUAACUGAUGAGCAGUUUUUGAGAUGUUUUUGGCGACAGUGUAAUCGAGUGUGCUUGAGAGCGUAUCGAUGGGACUGAGCGAUUGCGUGUUUUUUGCGUUGUGACGAUUGAGGUUAUGAAUGGCGAAACGGUACAAAGUCAUCUAUAUUGUGUCAAUUUUUAAAAAAAUAUAUAGCUCUUAAUUGAUCCAGCAGCGGUUGCGCGCACACGUUGGAGAAAUCAUAUUUCUUCCGCGUUUGCGGCAAACGCAGCAGCAGCACCACAUCGAGGCAGAUGUGUAUUAGAUGAGGUGUAUGCGCGAAAACAAGCUAAAACUAUAAAAAAAAUCCAACUGUACGACGAUCUCACUUUGUUGAAAGCAAAAGCGAAUAGUUACGACGACGACGGCGACGACUUGGUCGACGGCUUGGCAUCAUCAAAGCAUCAUGGCGGCAGCGUCGAAACGAGAAACGCUAGUAGUGAAACAGGGAAGAGGUAGUGAUUAAUUUGAAUGAUACAGAGCUACGCGAGCGUGAUUUCCUAGUUGCUAACCGACAGCUCAGUUCAGCUCGAUGUGCGGUAGCUAGCAAUCUAACUUUUUUUUAGCGAAAUGGAGAGCUUGGUAGCGAAUCUCUAACCAACAAGCAGAUUGGCAAACUUUUCACUUCACAGCCGUCGUUCGUUCGUUGGUUGGUGCUCUCAAAUUGGGGGUGCCCCAGCUCUACCUUCGCUCGCUCUGGGCUGUAGGAAAAAUGUUAGGAAACAUGUCGGAACAUGUCGGUGGUACCCCAGCAGACAAUGAGCUCACCGCAGCUCCGCACCGCGAUAGCCAUAUUGGUUGGAAGUCGGCCGCUUGCAAAAACUGGUUUGUCCCUACGAAAGGCAACACUAAUCUUUCACCAACUGCAGUGCAGCUGUAGUCGGACUGUAGCUGUUUGCUUUAAUUAACAAGGAAAUCUACGGAAAUCGUGCACCGCUUUUCACUGAUUACACUGGGAAAAGCGCUCGCCGACACCGAAACUAGGUACCAAAACCUACCUGGCUAGGCUCGUUGAAUUAUCGAUUUCUCCUGCUGCUGGUCGAGCUCGGUCGUCGGCGGUGGCGGUGAUUGUGAAAAGUUGUUGUGACGCCUUAUUUGGAGCGGAAGCCAGAAACUGACUGUGCGAUCGUUGAUAACCACAGACCACAGUGCGGACGAAUUUUGGUACUGGUUUUCCGUACCAACUUAUGUUCCGAUGACUUUCUAGGGUUUUUAACUCACCGUUACUAAAUUUAGGCUCUUUGGGAAGCUUUCUGAAAGAUUUUUUCCAAUUUCUUGGUUCAAAAUAUAUGGCGACCGUGAAAAUUUCGAUUCGAAAAACUUUCGAUUGAAAAAUGUUUGGAGACGGACAAAACUUUCGACGAACCAAAUUCAAUUCGAAUAAAAUAAAAUUUGGAAAAAUAUUUGGCGACCGUGAGAAAUUUCGCCGAACAAAAAAAAAAGGGAUUUUUUCAUUGAAAUAUAUUUGGCGACCGUAAAAAUUUCGACAAACCAAAUUAAUUUUAAAGGCAGUCAUGUUAAAUUUUAUCAAAACAAUUUUUUUUCGAUAAUUAUUUGGCGACCGUGAUAAACAUUCGUCAAAUUUUGAAAAUAUAUCUGUGAAAUAAUGAUGAGAAACUUUGGUAAACAAAAUGAAUAUCAAUUUAAAAUUAAAAAAAAAAAUAUUCAAAAUUAUAUGGCGACCGUGAAAAAUUUAGUGAAAAAAGAUUAAUUUUAAAUUUUUUUUGAAACAUGUAUGGCGAUCGUCACACACCUUCGUCGAAUUGAAAAAUUUCGUUAAGCAAUAGCAUAACGGUUGUAAUUAUUUACAUUGAAAUUUAUUAGGCGACCGUGAAAAAUUUCGACGAAGCAAACCAAAAAGUUGUUCAAAAUUUUUGUUUAUUGAAAAGUAGGUAUAUGGCGACCGUGAAAAACGUUCGUCAAGUCAUAAAAAAUGAACAAAAAUUAAGUUUAAGCCAAUCUCUUUCAUUGAAAUUUGUAUGGCGACCGUGAAUUUUUUUGUCGAACUGCCUGAAUUCGGAUAAAAAACGAUAUUAAAAAUUGUUGAGAAUUGUAAAUUAAUAUAAACAUUAUUUGGCGACCGUGAAAAACUGCGUAGUAUCAAAUUAAACAAAUUUAAAUUCGUGACAGGAGUUGGCUGACUAAAUGAUGUUUUCCCAAAUUGAUCCAGCUACUGUAACAGCUGCUGCUACUCCCCGAAAACUUGACGUUUAACCAGCCAGCCAGCUUCCAAUUCGACCAUGAGACCAUAUUUGUCUCAUCCUUGAGAGACGGCGACUCUUUCGAAAACAAGAGAAUUAGACUUUCAAAUUACCUACGUUUCCAACCAUUUUUUUGUUGGUUCUCUUUUAAGGUGGAAAAGCGUGGCACGCACAAUUUUGCGAAAUGAAACAAGAAAAAAAAAUCAUAAAUUGCUAUCGCUUUUUCCACGGUUUUCGAUUGCCCAAAAGAGAGUUUCAACUGUUGCAGACAGUCAGCAACAAAAAAAUGAAAAUGAAAAUGGCGAAUUUUGCAGCUGCCAUCAUCAUCACCGUCGUCAACUUUUUCUGCUGUUUUUUUUUUCUCGGGUGAUGCGUUUAAACGCAUUAAAGAUUGGAUGAAAUUUGCAUUUUGUUAUCAUUCAGUAAAUGAAAGAAAAAAAAAUCGAGGCGUUUCCACUAAUGGAGCGAACAAUUUUAUUCGAUCGAGAACCCACUUUAGAUGGGUCUCGUCGAUUGUUUCGCGUCAACUCCCAGUGGAAAUUUACUCGUUGUUUUCUGCUUGUUGCUUUCACAAACAGCAACGUUGAGUGUUGUGCGAAUGUUAUCAGUAUGUUUUCGUUGCUGUCUCAAAAAGGUCUGCGCUAUCUGUUGUUACAACGCUCUGAGCACCACGUUGUUUGUUUGUCUGUUUGUUCGUUCGCGAAGUUUGCUUUCGCGCGAUGUCGUCAGCAGCCAUCAGCAGACGGAUUGUUUCCAAGCUGUCGGAAAAAUAUUUAAAAAAAUAAUUUGGUAAUCGACUUCUAAUUUUUGUUAUUGAUAAUUAAAUUAGUGGGGAUGUACAUUGAAAUGAGUCGAUUGAUAAGUUAGAGCAGAUUUCCGCUUGUAGUCGUACAAAUGUGUAGGGCUACGUGACGUCAAUCGACUACGAAUUUGAGCCUCGAUGAAACCGAGCGUGAGAAACGUUGAGUUCGACCGAUAAUGACGCUGAGAGAACACAAACACAAAGUCGCCCAUCCAUACGUAACAGAACGUUCGCGUGACUGCGUAGUAAGAUCACUAUCAAACCCUUCAACAGAUUAGAGAGAAGGCUCUUCAUGUCUGAAAGUUGGAAGAAAAACAACCGUCAAAAGCGCCAUCUUGAAUUCUGAAAAACGUACAUCAUCUCAAAAAAAAAAAAAAAAACAAAAAUGGCUUUUUCGGGAACCUUCCCGAUGCGCAAUAGAACUGGAGAAACCUGCGAUGUGGAUGGAUAAUCGCCUUACCGGGGAGAGGUUUCCAAGUAUGUAGCCAGCCAGAAAGCUAAAACCGAGAAACGGCGUCGUAAUCAAAUCCCAGCCCAAAGUCAGCUCAAAGUCAGCGAUCGUUCGCCCUGUGUUUUACUUUACUUAGCGUUUCCCGACUUUUUUGCUGCUGCCAUCGAUUCAUGCCAGGCGCUCGUUCUCGUUCGUCGUCUCGCGCUGCUUCAAAACAAACAAAUUACACCAACUUGUAUAAUAUUCUAGAACCUGUGAUGACUUUCUUUAUUUUUACGUUUUUACGCUACUCUACGUAGAAACGAUACGUUAAAUAAACUUAGGUUUACUUUUGUACCACUCUCUUUGUAAAUAGCAAAUCUUCCUCCUAGCGGGCUCGGGAAAAGAUAGACAAUUUCAACUGAUCCAUCAUAGUCAUUAGAUAACGCAAAAAAAAACUACUUAAAAUUUGGCUGCUUCUUUGAAAGAUUAGAAUAAAAAUUGAUGAACAAAAUUCAAAAUUGCUGCGCCCCUUUUUCGAAAGGUGUGAUUUCGAUUGGCACUAUCUUUUCCAAGGCGUGUCUAAAGUGUACAUUUAUCAUUGCAAAAUAUAUAUCAUAAAUUCCAGACUUUGUGCCCGAGCGCGCGUGUUUUCGAGACCGAUUGGUGUUGUGCGUGAGAGAUUGUGAUGAGUUUUAACCCGGCUCAAUGAGUGGAUGCGUGUCUUUUCGAGAGCAAAAAAAAAAACAGAGUACGACGACCGUGGCGCGAAAGAAUAGCGACCUUUGUUUAGUUGAUCAAAUUGUAACACCCUGUAGGCUUUAGGUUUUUGAUAAGUUUAUAUUAGGUAUGUAAAUGUUUUCAAAACAAAACAAACAAACAAAACUGAGAACAGUGGAAAAAAGAAGGCGAAAGGUACGAAAAACAACCGGAGAGAUACCAGAUUAUAGAAAUUCGUUAAUUUACUAACGACUGCCAUUUUAAGCAUAGUGAAAAACAAACUAUUUAGCCCACCCUAGCCCAUACUGGAUGAGGUGGGCGUGAGUUAUACAUAGAAAAAAAAAAGUACCCAAAAUAACACGGAAAGAAGGGAACGAAUUUUAACCUUUUGUUUUACGUUUUUGUACAUACAUAUUGACAUUUUUACGAGAUGGUAAUAACAAACUGACACAAACAAACAAAGAAACUCACACAUAUAGAUACAUACAACAACAAACAUAAGAGAACGAACGAACAAAUUUGAAUCAAUCAUCAACCAUUUUGCGGGUGGACCCUCGAUCGAGAAGAAUCAAUACCAACACGAGUCAUUUCGACGAGGUGCUUCAACACCCCCACCAUCCCAAAAGACGACAGAACAUCAACAUCAGCCCUUAGCCGGCUCGCCCAUUUAUCGGAAAAAUUUUCGGAACCUCGUGUGGCGGUGCGAAUCCGGAGCGGAGAUUUUUUAAACAACCUUUCGGAACGUUUGUCUAAAUUUUUUUAAAUAAAUGAUUUCAAAUUAUUUGGCGACCGUGAAAAAUUUCCUCUAAUCAAAUACGAUUCAGCUUCGAAAAUAUUUCGGUUGGAAAAUGCUUGGCGACCGUGAGAAAUUUCGACGAUCUCAAUCAUUUUCACUUUGAAAAUAUUUCGAUUGGAAACUGUUUGGCGACCGUGAAAAAUUUUGACGAUCAAAAAUUAAUUUUGAUUAUAAAAUAUUUAGAUUACAAAAUAUAUGUUUGGCGACCGUUAAAUUUGUAACUGAGUCUAAAUCAAUUUCGCCUCGAAAAAUUUGGAUUGGAAAGUAUUUGGCGACCGUAAAAAAAUUUUCCGAAUCAAACAAAUUUUAAAUUUGAUACUAGUUUUUAACAAAAAAAAAUAUUUCGAUUGGAAUCUGUUUGGCGACCGUGAAAAAUUUUGACGAUCAAAAAUUAAGUUUUAUUUAAAAAAAAAAUGUUUGGCGACCGUUAAAUUUGUAGCUGAAUCAAACUCAAUUUCGCCUUGAAAAAUUUGGAUUGGAGAGUAUUUGGCGACCGUAAACAUUUUUAACGAACCAAACUAAUUUUGAAUUUGGUACUAGUUUUUUAACAAAUCAUAAAAAUCAAGUAAUAUAAUAUUUCCUUCAAAAUUUCCCUCGAUCCAAUUAAAGCAGAUUUUAAUCUUCGAUAAGAUUUUCUUAAUUAAAUUCUUCCCUUAGUAAAAAGAAAUUCUUCAAACUUCCAUUUCAAACGCUAUCAACGAAAUGUCAAACGUUCCGUAAAGCUUGAUUCUCUUCCACCGAGAUUCGUACCCGGUUCGACGGGUUAACUUUUUUUUUGAUUAAGUUUUUUUUUCGUUUUUAAACAGUCAUAGAUUUGCUAGAGAUGCACAAAACUCUAUGGAACAAAUCAAACUAACAAACUAGGAUUCAAACUGUGAUCUGUGAUCGUGACGAGCUUUGCCAAAAAAAUCAACAACUGAGUAGUCUCUUACAAUUUUUUUUUUGAAAGAUGAACGUUUGGAUUUUUCAUCUAAAUUGUUGACAUUUUUCCAGAGUAAAAUCUAAGUUAAUUCAAAUUUAAAAGCGCAACAAAAAUAAGCCUCUAAACAUUUUUUUAAAAUUUUUAAUUAAUUUCAAAAUUUAUAUUCCUUUUUUUUAACAUUUAUUUACAUUUUUUGGAGUGUAAAAAAUACACUCUCAGCAACUUUUAGUCAAAUUUUGUAAAUUUCUAAUCACGCAAUCAAAAUUAAAAUGAUUCAAACUGACUCACCUUUUUCGGGGUACACGGAUUUUAUGAGGUUUUCUCGGAACCGACAAAAAAUGGGCUCUUUCUUUCGGUUCAGGAAGUCGUCAUUCGGCCAUUAAAAUGAUAACAUUUAAAAUGGGGAAGCAAAUCUAGCAUCUGAAUGUUGUUCACCUGACAAGGUGUUUUACCUUUCAAAAUUUUAUCACCGUUCAUUUUUAUGGCUGCCUCUUUUAUAACUUCCUUUGGAAUGAAAGUCAGUUCUAGUUUUUUUUCUUCAAAUGCUACUCCAUAAAUUGUAAAAGUAAAACGUGUCAUUAGGACGAUUUUAUUUGAAAUUUCUAAUUCCUGCUUAAGGGGCAUUGAACGACACUCAGUUUGUAAGGAUUUUAAUUCAACAAUCUAUUUACAAUUAGAAAAAAAACUUAUCAAAGUUUUAAUCCUGUUAGGAUUUUAACAGAUAAUUUUUCCACUAAUGUAAAAAAAAAGUUACAACCAAUCGUCACGAUCUACAUUUUUGCUUUGGCAAGGGACGUUCGGUCCCUUUCCGAUCGAAACCAUACGAAACUUGCCGCCGCCGGCAAGCUUUAAUCUGUGAUUUAACAACACAACAACAAAACACCCAGAUAAUUGCACUUUAAAUCGCAACUGGCAACCGCCAAUAUAUUUUCCGUAGUAGUUAUGAAUACGUUUUUAAUGAAAAAAAGGACGUUUUUUCCGACGACAAACAACCACACCUAAUUAGGGAAGAAAAAGAGAGAGUUAACCGGACGAACUGACACUGUAAGUGAACUUUUUCAAAAAGGGUGCAACAACAAAACAUACGAGAUGGUAGUUCAUAGGGUUACGAAAUGAUACAAAUUUUUUAGAGGUAAAUCAUAAGGCGCGGGAGAUUGAUUAUUUUCCGGUACCUGGGCUAUGCGUGAAAGUGAUUUAGCUGCUAUUUGAAGAGAGAGAGAGAGAAAGCGCAGGCGUUAAUUAUUAGGAGAGCAGUAAGCGAAGAUCGAGAGAGAAGGAAGCAGAAAGCGGUAUAUCGAAAUCGUGAUAUUUUAAAGUCAUACUUAUUAAUUUAAGGUCGUUUUUUGCAAUCCAUGCGUAAAGCAGCAUUAGGAGAGAAGAAGAGUUGGGAAGGAGGGAAGAGAUCUCGUUUUAAAUAACAAACAAACAAAAAACCCACGUAUACAUCUAUAUACUAUUUGUAUCAUAAACAAAAGUCAAUCGAGUUGAUUUAACAACGCCAACCACCACCUAUGUAUAAAAGUGAGAAAAAAAAAUGGAAAUUUACUACGAUGGCAACAAUAAACCCUGAAAAGUCUGAGAAAGUUUAGUUAUUUCGUUUACAUUACCCUUUCACGAUAGGAAAAGAGUCAUUGAGAAGAACGCAAAAAUGCGAGAGGCAGAGCGCUUAAGGGAUGAGCUAGAAGAAGGCAAAUUUGUUGUGAUUAAUAAAAUAACUGAUUAGUAGAGAUAGAACAAAAUGAUGACCCACAAGAACGCUUAAUGAAUACAAUUGAAUGUGAUAAUAUAUAUUUUUAUACAUUUGGAAACACACAAAUGCGAGCAAAAUAACCAUGAAACCGGAAGAAAUCUGAAACGACAAAUUUCAAAACAGAAAGAGUGUCGAACAAAACUUCAAACAACUUCAUUGCUUAAUUUUAAGUCAUCAAAUCAAGAUUCCUUUAACCACCACCAACAUUAAACAAUACAUCGUUAGGCAGUGAAGCAUUUACGCAUAGAGAGGUUAUUAUCCAUUAGAUGAUAAAAAAAAACAACAAGAGAACCUGAGAACACUCUAAGAAAAAUAAUAUCUAACACACAAAAAACACCUGGACUAAGAAGAGACCCCGGGGACUCCCCUUAGAAAGCAUCAUUAUCCGCUAUUUUUUUGGUUCGCCGAAAGGAUGUAAACCUGAUUGUGAUCGUUAAACAAACAAAAUGCGAAUGUGUACUAGAGCUACCUUUUUAUAUAUCAUCGAAAGAGAAAAAAAGCGAGAGAGAAUUAAGAGAAACAACCUUAACAUAUUUAUAAAAAAAUACUAUCACAUUCAUUGAUAUUUUACUAGUUAUCAUUUUAAAAAUAAGAUCCACAAGAACAAAAAACCAAAGCAUCGUGAAUUAUUGAAGUGUAAUGCAGUAAACAAACAACCGAACCAAAGUCGACAUGGAUCACGGAUCAUUUGCUUUUACCCCUGCCUGGCUGGUUUUUCUUUUACUCGUGUCGCGUCGUAGUUUUCUCAACUUGGCGAAUGGAAAUCGGAGUUAAUCGUGACGGUUUCGUCUCGUAGUCGUGAUUUCUCGGUUCGCUGUCGGCGGAGGAGAUAAAUGAAUUGUGACGUUCCUCCCCCCUUCAUUCUCCUGCACGCUAAAAACGAUUUACUCUCUAGUGUGUUGGCGAAAAUUUGCUAUAGAUUUUUCUUUUUUCAGCGUCUUUCUCCUAUUUUCUUGAAGCUGCCGAAGCUAACGUUCAAAGCAUAAUAUUCCCUUUAAUGGUCGCGCUGAGCUCGUUUACGUUUCAUGUUCGACGUGCGGAUCAGUGUCAAUCACGUCAAGCGAAAGGGCUCGCUUUUUACCUAGAUUUAAUCACCGAUUCGUCACGUUGCAAUUUAACGUGUAGCGCUGUCUCGCGUGAGACGGACGAAAUCGGUGUCACUGUACUGCUUUUUCCCCACUUGAAGUUGGGAUUGUUGAAGAAAUUUGUUCCAACUUACCAUAGCCGACUUCUACGUCGAGCUUGUUUCAAUUUACUCAUUGAAAAAUUGCAAUUUAAACUAUUAAUAUUUCUAAGAGAAAACCGUUAAAAUUUUGUGCUAUGAUUGUAAAAAAAAUACAUAGGCUUACCAGUAAAUCCGACGGCCUAUGUUCGUGAAAGGACUAGUCAAUUUAGAUUUAUACUUAAAAUUCAGUUCUGUGAUAAUUUUUAACGACAAUACUUCCAAUAACCUUUUGAAAAGUGACACCUGUUUCCCCUCUCAGUUCGGGAAAGGGAUCGGGGGUAAAAGCAAAUCCAACAGUCCAUUUCCGGCUUAGUAGAUCAAUUUCAGGCACCGAAAAGUCAACCCAGUGGUGCCCCCAAAAAGGAUCAAAAACUGUAGUGAUACUUGCUCUUUUUUGUUGAGAAACCUCGUGCAAAUUCGAACUGCAUUGAGUUGAAAAAAACAAAUCGAAAAAAUAAAAAGUCUAUUCACAAUCCAAAACCGAGCUUCGGCGAAAGGCCUUUCCAUGGCAGUGUGAAAAGGCUUUUCGAGUGAUGGAUAGCGUUAGAGCAAAGCAAACAAAAACAUGACUGAUGAUAGUUGAGGGGUGGAAAAUAUUGUUUUAGAUAUUUUUUACCUCGAACCGCACUACUCUAGGAUGUAUUUCUACUUGAAGCAGCAGAAUCAGGACGCGUGAGUGAAUAUAGGUGGUAGUGUAAGAUUUUGGAAUAAAUAUUUACACGGAUGUGAUGCUGAAAAAAACCCCAACCGUUUGGGCAGCGAGAAUCAAGAUUUGAAACAAAAGAAAAAAAAUCUGCCAACUGUGAAUGCUGAAGCUAAAAGUAAUCAAAAAAUUACCAUAAACGUGAUCUAAUUCGUAAAACCAAAAAAAAAAAAAAACAAAAGUAAAACAAUGGAAAAAACAAGAUUUAGAUUCGAUUGGCAAAGCACCCAGAUGAAUAGGUUGCAAACGAACGGUAGGCGAAAAAUCAUAAGACUUUAACAUGAUAAAACGUACAAAUUACUACUAGUAACUCGUUUUUAUAUAGACACCAUCAUAUAUAAGCCAAGAGGUACUGAUUUGAUUACACAGAAAUCGAGUCGGAGGAGGAAAACAGACAACAGCGCAACAACCGAACAGAAAACAGAACAAAUGUUGGGAAGGUUUAAGUCACGCAACUAGUUACUUACUUAUCCGGGUUUCCGCUUAUUUUUUUAUUAUUGCGCGCAAAGAAGCUCGAUCGAGCUCGAUCACGCAUUAUGGAAGUUGGUACCUACCGAUUCCAUUGAAUUCGAUUACGAAACGAUGGUUCCUUGGAAGUUUGUGGUGCGAAAAGCGACGAGCAAUCGUUUUAAGCUAACCACAAUUUUUUUUUGAAUUUUGAAAUUAAAACAAAAAAAAAUUCCUCAAAAUGAUGAAAUUUUUACAAAAAUUUAAAAUCUGAAAAAAAAAAUUCUAACAGAAGCCAUUUAGAGAUGGUUACUGAUCCAAAUUUUGACACUCGGGCAGAGAGUUGAAAUUUGAAUCAGUGACCAACUCUAUAUGUCCUGUUAUUUUCUUCCGAUUUCAAUUUAUAAAAAAUAAAUAAAAUUAUAUUGUCAUCAGCUUGUGUAAUCGUUUUAAGGUAAGCACAGUUUUAUUCAUUUUGAAAAAAAAAAACAAAAAAAAACAUCAAACUAAUGAAUGUUUUACAAACGUUUGAAAUCAGAAGAAAAAUAUUCUGACAGAAGUCAUUUAGAGAUGGUUACUGAUGCAAAUUCUGACACUCGGACAGAGAGUUAAAAUUUGGAUCAGUGGCCAACUUUAUAUGUCCUGUUUUACAAUAUUUUUCUUCCGAUUUCAAUUUAAAAAAUUGGACUUCUCAAAGCUCGUUGAGGUCUUUUUUCUAAAAUUUCUAAUUUCAUCCUAAAUUCGAUCAUUCCCUGGAAGGUUUUAGAGACAUGAGCGUUUUCUGGAGAUGUCACGAAUGUUUGCCCGAAACAUUUCAAACCAUUUGGGUCUGUCGAUCUCGUUGAACAUGGGAAAGAUAAGAGCCCCCUGGGAGAAAACUCGUGAUACACUACACGGGUAAGGUUUUUGUGUUGUUUUGGUGCCCGCAUUUGCGACUGCUAGAAACCAGCAUCUGCUCAUUGGCCUGACCAAGCUGGAAAAGGAUGAGGAAACCCCUCGCGGGUUGAGCCAAAACAGGUUCGACAACUUUUUCGGUCAACUUUUUUUUCUGCUUUUUUUCCAUUCGAAACGAGCCCUCCAUCAUCAGCAUCGAGGGCUGUGGGCGAUCGUUGCCUCGCUUGUGAGUUGUUUUGUUGUUUUUUCCCAACCAGAACUGGUUUCUGCUCUUCUUGGAGACUUGUUUUUUUUUGCUACGCUGCUGGUUUACAACACAACAUCGGGUGAGACAACCCAUCGUUCGUGGUAGUAGCUGGCGAAAGGGAGUGCCUACAAUCCCCGGGCAUGAAACGAGGGCGACCAUUUUAAUGAUACCUGUGACCGAAUCGAUCUCUCGAAGUUGAAACCUUACGGUGAACUUUCGGAUCAUUUUGGUUUUGAAAUCAAAACAUUCAGAUUUUUUUUGUCACGGUCGCCAUGCAAAGUUUUAAAAUUAGUCAUUCAAUUCAUCUUAUGAACAACUCAGAUACUACCAAAAAAAAGUAAACAAUCUUUUCAUGUUUUUACAAUCAUCGCUUCGGUAGAAAAAGUUCAGUAGAAGUUGCGUGACUUAGAAUCCGGUUUUCUGGCAACACUUCCACACGUUUCCUCAUGAAAAUUGUUUUCCGCGAUAAGAGAGAAAGAGAAUGAGAGAAAAUGUUCGAAUAUGUAUCAUAGAGCAUUGGAAUCUUUCUGAAAGAUCGAGUGAAGUACAACCCUAGGAGAGGACAUCUUAUGAUAACGCGUUUUGGAUUAGGAAUACUCUUUUACAAAAUAAAAUUAAUAAAAAAAAAUGCAAUGCCAAUAAAGACAGCAUAAGGAUAGGCUCGUGAGCAGCUUUUGUUUUUGCUCGAUAUGUAAGUUUUUUAGAUAGUUUUUCAGAUACUUCCGUGCAGCAAACACAAACAAAGGAAAAAACAAACAAACAAAAAAAAAACAAAGGCACAUUUAAUUCUCAUGUCGUUAGCGAUAGAAUAAACAAUACGAAAAGAAUGCAAACUCUGAAUGUACAAAUUUUAUUACUAUUUUAACGGAAUAAAGUGAGAACACAAAACAAAACCUUUGAAAAAACAAACGGAAAUAAUGAUUCUCAUCCAAAUUAUGAAACAUAUGAAAUACACGAAAGCUAAAAAUAACAAAAAAAAAAACUGACAAACUGAAUACUAAUUAAGAGAAACUAUUCAAACUGUGAUUUAGUAAGAGAAUGAAAUAACAAACCAGAAAGAAAGCAGACGAAUAUUUAUAACAAAAACAAAAACAGAUAGUUGAAGAAAAAAAACUACUGACCGAGCGAGAACGAGAGCGACACAAAUCGCAAAAAAGAGUAAUCACUGCAUUGGUUUUUUCGAUGAAAAAGAGAAAACACUUAUUUUAUUAAGCAACACAACAAAUUACCGAAAUGUUAAACAUGAGUUAAUGCUAAAAUGUGUGUGUGUGGAACAGCUUAAACACAAAUUCAAACAUUAACAGAAAUGUGGUAAAAAUCACGAGUAGCUUUUAAGAGAAAGAGAGAGAGAGGGAAAUGCAAAAUGGAGAUGAAGUUUAGUGAAGAACGCAGAAGAAAAAACAACCCACGAACAACCAACCAACCAUGUGUAAAUAUUCUAACGUUCGACAAAAAUGUUAUAUAUGUGUAUAGAAAUGUAAAAUAAAACAAAAAAAAAUCUACCUACUGACGCGAAAUGUUAAAUUUCGGAAAACAAUACCAUCAAAAAGAGAGUAAACGUUUCCGAGGAAAAAUAUUUCAACUCAAUUCCGGGAGAGCUCUCCCGAAAACUUUCCUACCGUUGAAUUUCUCCCCAAAUCAUGAGAGUGUGUGCUCACGGUGAGUGUUCGUUUUUUUGUUGGAGAAGAAAUCCUUCGUCGAGCCCUGGCCGGUUUGCCCCGAGUUGAGUGUGUCCACGUUUUCGCUGGAAUUUCGAUUUCAAAAGGGGUUCCAAUCGGGCAGGGGUGUUGUUGGAAGGAGGAUGAGUGCUACCCUAGGUUUUGAAAUUUGGCACCUUAAAAUAAUAGGCUAUAUGUAAUAGGAUGUACUAUUUUUUUUUUACAAAAAGACCCCGCGCUUAAAUCGUUUACUAGUUUUUAACGGCCAGUAACUAUUCGCUAAACUACUGGUGGCAUGUGCGUGUGUGUUUGAGACUUGGGUUUGGAGCGCGUUUCGGGAUUGAGUUGGGAUUUUGGGGUCGGAAACCAGUCGUAGGUGAGUGAUUUUGAGGAUAACAAAUACGUUGAAGAAGUAACAAAAAAAAAACUAUGACAAUGGAAACAAUAACAUAAAGAAAAUUGCAGUAUUUUUUUGUAAUAAAAAAAGCAAAGUGAAAAAUAAAAAAUGAACUGAAAAAUUGUACAAAAAGAGAGAAAAAAAUUUUAUAAGAAAAACGCACCAGAAAAAAUAGUUAUCAAAAAAAGUUGUUGAAGCAUUUAUAUACGUAAUGUAAAUUUAUAGAAUCUAUAGUUUUUAUUAUUUAAUAAAAGUACUAAAGAGAAAGCAGGUGAGAUCGACCUGAAAUUAUUUCUGUGUAUAAAAAUGCAAGAUACAAAAACAAACAAAACUAUAUAAAAGAGAACCAAGCAAACGGUAAAUGAACACCUGAGGAGAAGAGGAAAAUAAUCUAGAGAAAAACUCUGUGUAUAUGUAUAAUGUAAAUUUCGUGCGGAUAAGGGGCUCAUGUAGAUUGUUUCGUUAUGAUUUCUAAUUUAUUUUCCUAAUUUCGAUUGGAACCAAAAUUGCUUAACUGAAACGGUAAUUGAGAAAUGCAAAUGACUUUUCAUGGCAACAGAGGCAGAGCAAAAACUUGUUUUUGAAAAAACAACCUAAACGAUAAUCGUAACGUAGGAAGGAGUGAUAGCCACCAGAAACAAAAAAAAAAAUCAAAAGAUUCGACGCCAUAUUGAUUGGUGUUUGCUCGCUUGAUUGCUAAUGUGCUACACUGAGAAAAAAACUACCGUACUUGAUUCGCCACUUGGAACAUCAAACAGCCAGCAGUCAGUCAUUAACGUCAUCGAUAUAUGCGAAAGUAUGUGUUCAAGACAGUAGAUGACUCACUCGCUCGUCCAUUCGGCACCAAUAAAACUUUUGAUGGUGAACCGAGGGCGUCCAUUUUUUUGCAACCAUCAUGAAACUCAUAACCAUCAACAAGCAAAAAGUAUCGGUAUCGUCUACUAGUUACUUUACCGCAUAUCGCUUUGAACGAGCGAGUGAGUCGAUGGCGCAUUAGUCGGGAGAGGAAACACUUAAAACACGUUAAAAAAAGCUAACAAUGAAAAAAUAAUUAUGCAUACGCACCGAUUAAACCGAACUGAAAAACAAAAGAUUCCAUACAAUUCAAUCGUAGUCGCUUGCCAGCAGCAUUAGAGAGGAUUCAUCUCUGGUCUUUGUUACAAAAUAUGCAAAACAAAAAAAUGUAAAACGAUUUGCGAGUGUAACCUACACACUAACAAAAGAGAGGGAGAUAAAAAAAGAAGAAACAAUCGUAAAAAUGAAAAUUUAAUACCCCCAAUAGCCUAUUGUUUAGAUGUGAAGUACUACUCUAUUCCUAAUACACCACUAUCUCGACCGUGAACGAAACUGAGAAAACAAAAAUUCAAUUGAAGUACAAUUGAGAUGUCGAUAACACUUUUCUGCAAAGCGAGAGCCGCAAAAGUGAAGAAGGCAAACACAAAUCUGUAACAAAACGUUCAUUCACCAAACUCGAGGCAGCAGCAAGAUAAAAUAAAACAUCAACACAAGAAAAGGGUACAUUAACAAUCAUUCAACAAACCGCCCACAUACAGUCACUCAUACACCUACAGAUGCACUUUCACGUAUAUGCAAAUGAAGUUGACCGUUUCUGCCACCAUCUUACCAAACGGAGUAACUGAUAAAAAAAAAACAAAAUUCAAAAAUUCACCGUUCGUAGAAAUCAACCAUUUUAUUCGGAUUCAACCCAAUUUCAGCAGAUGGUGGUUAUCAAACAUGUACGCGUACUAAUCUAGCGCACGGCUAGCUCAGUUGUCAUUUGGCGGCUGCCUGGUCGUCAACGCUCACGGUCGCGACUCCAAGUGGAAUCAUUUGCUAGAGGCAGACUUUCAGGGACAAACCGAUCCGCUUUGAGGAUCGUAACAUGGGAAUUAGGCAGCAAACGAUGAUCCUAAUUUUAGCAGCCUUCGUCACGCGGAUCUACACGCUCGUUUUUGAUGAACUAUUUAUGAUUCUCAAAUAGCAAUAUUUUUUAACCAAAAAUAGUUUAAUAAAAACGAGUGUUUACUUCGCUCCCAAGCGAAUGGACCAGUGACAAAAAGUGGCAAAAAAAAUCAUUAUUAUUACUCCUGACGCCCUUCUUCCUGGUCAACUUCUAGCAUUCGAUAACACGAAUGUAAAUUGUUAUCAAAAUCCAACUGUUCAAUCAAAUUCACAGAAAAAAAAAGUUGCACCAAUUCCUCUCCUUCUCAUAAGAAAAAAAAACAUGAUUCAGCACCCAAUAUCUCGUACAGUGUGUGAGCGAAUACUCCACCAUUUGUAUUGUACAUAUGUGAGACGAAUAAGCAAAGCAAAAAUAUUCACAGUUAAAUAACAUAACCCCUCUUAAAGAAAGAAAACUGAAAAAUUCUGUAGAUUUUGACCGAAACAGCCCGUAGAAAAGUGUCCUCUUUGUUCCUUGUAGUGUAAUAAUAGUGUUUCGCACCCACCUUGAAUGACACAAAACCAAAACAAAUAAACGAUGUUAUUCCUAGAGAUUAAACCUUUUUCCCGUUCGUACCCUCAGUUUCGAUGCUUUCUAGUUUGAGUUUCUUCUUGAGUGCAACGAUUGUUUUAAAUUGUUUUGCUUUUCCUACGACUUUUUCUCAAUAAUUUUCUUUUUCAAAAAUAUCAAUUUCACAAAACAAAAAAAACAUGGCUGUACUUUUCCCUUUUUGAUUUUUUCGAGUUUCAAUCGAGAAAGUUUACUAAAAAGUGUGCAAAAGUUUUUAAAGAAAUAAUAGCUCCCCUUAAAAAUAAAACGAUAUCAAAACAACACCCCCUAAACUGUCUGCAACCGUCAAACAAUUAAAGUUCAUCCAUAUUAUUAGCGAUUUAUAUUUGUCACACUCUGUCGAUUGUCAAAUAAUAAAUGGGGAUAGAAGAAAAACCUGUCUUUUCGGGUUUCCCCGCGGGGAGUCAGCUCCCCGAAAGAAGAAAAAAAAAACCACAAACCAUUUAAACCAGCGAUUUCGACUUUUUCUAUGUAAAAAGGCGAAUCAUUAUAUAAAUAUUAAAAAGAAAAAACAAAAAGAUUGCUAACAAAACAUAAAUGCAUUCAUGAAUAUUAUGAAUUAUUUUCCCAUUGCUGAGUAGAAGUAUUUGUGUAUAAUUUCUGACAGCAGAAAAAAAUACAAUCAACAUUCACACAAACACACACACAAAACAAAAACAAACAAUGGGAGCAUCUUAUGAAAAGCAUCUAUAAACCCCUACCAAGACACAAAUUUAACAUCCGCUGUCACACUGAAACAAAAACAAACUCAAAAACUAGUGACAAACAAACUUUGAUUAGUUCGUCUCAAAGGCAAAAUUGAUUUGAAAUAAUUCGUUUUAUUUCACUGCUCCCUCCCUGCCGUUCAUAACUAUUUUUUUUUAGUUUGAGGUAAACAAAAGGAAAAUGUCGCAGGAUUUUUUGCAAUCCUGUGGCGAUGCGGAAAAAGGCCGGUGGUGGAAAGUAUAAGUUUCUUUCCCGAUGGCAUUUUUUUCUGUUCUUAUACACCCAAACAUAAUAGAACACACAAUACAUGUCCUCACACAUACAAAAAGAGAAGGGAAAAUUCAGAAAACAGCAAAAAAAAAAAACAAACGAUGACGAACCUAACGACGAACGCAGUGUAGUAGUAAACAUGAUGAAGCAAAAAAAAAGAAGAAGAGAAAAAAACAAAAAAAAAAUAA
Molecule: messenger RNA, 22012 nt
Organism: Uranotaenia lowii
Lineage: Eukaryota; Metazoa; Arthropoda; Insecta; Diptera; Culicidae
Product: protein BTG1-like
Exons: 1
Coding region: 740-1531 (263 amino acids)
Biological process (GO): negative regulation of mitotic cell cycle; negative regulation of cell population proliferation
Cellular component (GO): nucleus; cytoplasm
Source: RefSeq, a predicted model, not a curated record